CGACAUUAGUGCCUGCCCAACUAGACCUUUCUUCUCGGUACUGAUGUCCGAGGAUAUCCGUGUCCCUUGACACCCAGGCACUAAGUUGGUCUAUCUCCGACAUCGCUUCCCCGGGUGCCGAGGGGCUAUCUGUCUAUAAAGUCUGCUGACCAUCUAUCAGAGGAAUAAUACUCUCAACCGAUAUCGCUGUUGGCUUCCCAUUUAUACUCUAUAUCUCUCAACCCUUUUGAACUCUGCUGUAUAGGAUUAUUAUACCGCCAACAUCUUCCUUCACAAUGCGUCUACUCCCUGAGCCAGCGGUCGCUCAGGUCCUGCGACAGUUAACCCGUACACAAUGCCAUGACCUUCUUGAUGUCCUCUGUGAGGGUCUCACAACUGUUUCUUCAGAGUCCUCCACACCGAGCCAUGAGCGACUCAUUCACCAACCGCUGCGCAGCACCAUCGUCACCAGAGACCAGAACCUCUCCCUCUUCAUGCCCGUGUCCAACACUGUGCACACCGGCUUCAAAGUUGUCACUGCCUCCCAAACCAACGGCAUCAUCGGCGUCAUCAACAUCUUCUCCCCGGAAGGUAAACUGCAAGGUCUCCUCAGUGCCGCGGAGAUCACAGCCUUCCGCACCGCCUUGGCGGUGAUGUCGCUGUUUAUUCGCUGCACCACCAUCCCCAAAGAGCACAUCUUGAUCUUUGGCUCUGGACGCCAAGCGGAGUGGCACGCUCGACUAGCCCUGCUUCUCGUUCCGGACCAGAUUAAGAGAAUUACAUUUAUUAACCGCGGUCGCCGGCGACUGGAGGAGCUGGAGCGAGAUGCGAUCGCUGAUCUACGGGCUGCUCAUCCCGAUAAGACCUUGGCUACGUUAGUCAAAGAAGAUACUCCGGACUACGAGGAACAGCUACGGAAUGAAUUGGGUGCCUGCGAUGUGAUCUUCAGUUGUACGCCAGCGACCGAGCCAAACUUCCCGUACACCUAUCUCCAGCCGUCCAAGGGGCGGUUUAUCUCUCUUAUCGGCUCGUACAAGCCGCAUAUGCGGGAGAUUGACACUGAGACGCUGCUGUCGGGCGGAGGGAAGGUCUAUGUGGACUCGAAGGAGGCGUGUUUGGAAGAGUCGGGCGAGUUGAUUCUGGCGGAGGUGAAAGAGGAUCAACUGGUUGAGAUUGGAGAGCUGUAUGGUAAGAUGGGUAAAGAUGAGUCUAUUGAUGUGCCCGAGGGAUGUAAUGUGGUGUUCAAGUGCGUGGGGAUGGGGAUUAUGGAUUUGGUGGUCGGGAAUAAGCUGUUGGAAGUUGGACGGGCCCGAAACAUUGGUAUGGAAGUGGAUGGGUUUUAAGAAU
Molecule: messenger RNA, 1326 nt
Organism: Aspergillus vadensis CBS 113365
Lineage: Eukaryota; Fungi; Ascomycota; Eurotiomycetes; Eurotiales; Aspergillaceae
Product: putative proline utilization protein PrnX
Exons: 1
Coding region: 276-1322 (348 amino acids)
Cellular component (GO): cytoplasm
Source: RefSeq, a predicted model, not a curated record